Molecule: messenger RNA, 2175 nt
Organism: Bombina bombina (fire-bellied toad)
Lineage: Eukaryota; Metazoa; Chordata; Amphibia; Anura; Bombinatoridae
Gene: CBLL1
Product: Cbl proto-oncogene like 1
Exons: 7
Coding region: 49-1551 (500 amino acids)
Biological process (GO): protein ubiquitination; regulation of cell adhesion
Molecular function (GO): ubiquitin protein ligase activity
Source: RefSeq, a predicted model, not a curated record
CUCCGACCGCCCAGGGACUUCCGUUCCCGGAGUGCACCGCUUCGAAUCAUGGAUCAUAAUGAUAAUGAUUUGCAGGGGACGAACAGUAUGGGGUCCCUGAGUGGACUAGAUGUCCGAAGACGAAUUCCAAUAAAACUUAUUUCCAAACACCCAAAUAAAAGUAAGAUUUCUCCUCGACCUCCAAGGAACAUGAACAGGAUGCCACCACAAAAACCACAGCCAGGUGAAGAAGGUUAUGAUUAUAAUGAAGAAGAAAGGUAUGAUGGUAAAGGAGGUGACAUGUAUAGUAAUCAGCGGAGAUUUCCAGCACACAUGUUUUGGGACUUUAAGCUCAAUCUCAUUGGUGAUAAAGAUGACAUUCCAGUUCAUUUCUGUGACAAAUGUAGUUUACCAAUUAAGAUUUAUGGGCGGAUGAUCCCUUGUAAGCAUGUUUUCUGUUAUGAUUGUGCUCUUUUGCACGAAAAAAAGGGAGAUAAAAUGUGCCCAGGAACACUUGUUGAAGAAAAUUCUACCACCUUUAAACGUAUGAGCUGUAAUGAUACGGUUCAGCGCAUUGAGCAAUGUACACGUGGUUCUCUCUUCAUGUGCAGCAUUGUACAAGGAUGCAAACGAACGUAUUUGUCUCAGAGAGAUCUGCAGGCACAUAUCAAUCAUCGCCACAUGCGAGCUGGGAAGCCUGCUACUCGGCCACAACCAGAGCCAGUCCACCCUCCAAUGGCACCACCUCCUACAGAGAUGACGGAUCGCUUUAUAAUGCCCCCAGACAAACACCAUCUGACUCAUAUGCCACCAAAGCAGCACAUUCUUAUGCCCCCUCCUCCAAUUCAGCAUGUGCCACAUGAGCAUUUUAAUCAACCGCAUGAUGACAUGCGUGGCUCUCCAGCAGAUAUGUCCAUGGCCCCACCUCCACCUCGUCCAGUUAAUCAGGAUGCCUUCCGGAUUUCUACUAGAAAACACAGCAAUUUAAUAACAGUACCUAUUCAAGAUGAUUCAAACUCUGGGGCAAGGGAGGCACCUGGCCCUGCUCUUCAUCAUCCUGAGUACCCAGGUCAACCUGUUGUAACACAUCCUCACCAUAUCAUGCCUCCGCAACAACAUUAUGCACCACCGCCACCUCCUCCUCCUCCAAUAAGUCAUCCAAUGCAACAUCCUCCACAAGCAGGUGGCACACCUCACUUAGUGUACAGUCAAGGCCCUCCACCACCAAUGACUACUGCACCACCCCCAAUAACACCUCCCCCAGGACACAUAAUUGCUCAGAUGCCACCAUACAUGAAUCAUCCUCCUCCAGGACCUCCACCACAACAUGGUGGACCACCUGUAAAUGCUCCUCCUCCCCACCACUACAAUCCUAACUCCUUGCCUCAAUUUAGUGAAGAUCAAGGAACUCUUAGCCCUCCGUUUACACAACCUGGGGGUAUGAGUCCAGGGAUGUGGCCUGCUCCAAGAGGUCCACCACCACCUCCACGAAUGCAAGGUCCACCUUCUCAAGCCCCUAUUCCUGGACCACACCACCCAGAUCAAGCUAGGUAUAGACCGUACUACCAAUGAAUGGUUUAAUUUGAACUUAUUAGACUUACUGUCAUGCUUUAAUUGCAGUUUUACAGUGAAAUAUGUACACAGUCUUCUAUGUCUUUUAAAUUUUGUGACUUUGAUAUAUUUUUGUUUCUGGUGCAUAGUUGCUAUUUUUCAGCAUUUUUAAAAUGCUUGUGAAUUAAUAUUCUUUAACAACUUAAAAAAAACAAAAAACGUUUAACUUAAUUAUAAAAUGUUUUAACAGAUCUUUUUAGUUUCUAAAAUAAUAAUGCACAUUUCAUCGCUGUAUCAGUGAAAUUUGUAUCAUAUUCUUUUUGUCCUAACAUUGCUUUAGUUCCUUGAAAUGUAUUUUUGUUAUACUGUGUAAUAUCAUUGUAAAUAUACCUGUAAAUGUCUCUUUCCCACUUGCUAUUUUUCUGAGGUUGCGUGAGAAGCACGCAAUAAAACUGUUUUCUGGUAUAUUCUUUACCAGUGGGUAAAUAAAUGCUUAGUUCACAAGAGUAAUUGAUCAACUAUUUAUUAUUAUUUUUAUUGAAUUCAUAGGUUACAUGUUAUUGAUAUAAUAAUGUUUCUUUGUUUAAAAUCCAGCAAAACAAAUGUGUGAUAAUUUAGCAUUUAUUAAAGGAACAUGAAACCCCA